This is a messenger RNA of Poecilia reticulata (guppy), 950 nucleotides long. The record is from RefSeq and is a predicted model, not a curated record. NCBI's taxonomy places the organism in Eukaryota, Metazoa, Chordata, Actinopteri, Cyprinodontiformes, Poeciliidae.
UGAAACUAUAUUCUACACAAGACUGUAUGAAGUUGGAUGGGGAAUUUUUUUCUCUCCAAGGAAUAAAUACAUCAUGGAAAUUCGGACAAGCAAACUCCUCUAAUAUUGGAAUCUUGAUGGAAGCCAGUCAUGCCAAGUCUUUCAUCAGGAACCUUUGGGAAAAUGUAGAUUCUGGUCAUGACCAUGUAAAGUAAAACCAGCCUUUGUAAAAUGACUUGGUUGUUGUAUGUAUAUAUAAGCUCUUCUUCCCACCGGCAGAGAGCGCAGGCUGUUCAACAAGGCGCAUGCGCACACGCUCGUUCACACCUGGGCUGCUCCUCCUCCGCCAAGCGCGCGCCAUCCAAUGAGCGGGGACCUCCUCCGCUCCGGCUCCCAGCGCCUCAGCCGCAGCAUCAUUCCCUUUCCCCAGCCUGGAUCCCACUCUGCAGGCUCAAUCCGGGAGGCAGCUCACCAUGGCUGACCUGGGAGAGGGAGAGGAUGAGAUCCAGUUCCUGCGAACAGAUGAUGAAGUGGUUCUACAAUGCUCAGCUACAAUUCAAAAAGAGCAGCAGAAGCUCUGCCUGGCAGCUGAAGGCUUCGGAAACAGACUCUGCUUCCUAGAGUCCAUCUCCAACUCCAAGAAUGUUCCUCCAGAUCUUUCCAUCUGUACCUUUGUGCUGGAGCAGUCCCUUUCUGUCCGAGCCCUUCAGGAGAUGCUGGCCAGCAGAGAGGAGAAGGCUGAAGGGGCGGCCCAGGGUGGUGGACAUCGCACUCUGCUUUAUGGACACGCAGUUUUACUACGACACUCCUACAGCGGAAUGGUUAGUGAAAACACAGCAAAGCAACAAGAACUGCCUCAACUAGGAGAAGCAGACUCAGUCAUCAGAAAGCUUAAUAAAGGCUGUGUCAUCAUUCUAGGACCAGCCUUGCUGAUUGUUUUGAGAGUGCAGUCUAAAAGCCACUGCUCCUAA